Molecule: messenger RNA, 1757 nt
Organism: Elaeis guineensis (African oil palm)
Lineage: Eukaryota; Viridiplantae; Streptophyta; Magnoliopsida; Arecales; Arecaceae
Product: eukaryotic initiation factor 4A-3
Molecular function (GO): ATP binding; nucleic acid binding; RNA helicase activity
Source: RefSeq, a predicted model, not a curated record
CAUAGGCUCGAAAACCCCGCGCUCUAAUAAUCUCCGAGCUCCACAAUUCCUCCUAGGGUUCGUGCUUCUCCCCUCGCCCAACUCCCUAAGCUCUGUUGCCGCGAGCUCUCUCUCAGCUUCCAUGGCGGCAGCAGCGAUGGCGGCCCCUCGGGGUCGGCAGCCCCAGGGCCGGGGGGUCGACGACGAGAACCUGGUUUUCGAGACGAGCCCCGGGGUGGAGGCCAUCACGAGCUUCGACCAGAUGGGGAUCCGCGACGACCUCCUCCGGGGGAUCUACGCCUACGGCUUCGAGAAGCCCUCCGCCAUCCAGCAGCGGGCCGUGAUUCCCAUUAUCCAGGGCCGCGACGUCAUCGCCCAGGCCCAAUCUGGUACCGGAAAGACAUCCAUGAUCGCUCUCUCCGUCUGCCAGAUGGUGGACACCACCUCGAGGGAAGUUCAGGCAUUGAUCCUGUCACCAACGAGAGAACUUGCUGCCCAGACUGAGAAGGUGAUAUUGGCUAUUGGUGACUACAUAAAUGUACAAGCCCAUGCAUGCAUUGGUGGGAAAAGCAUAGGCGAGGAUAUUAGAAAACUAGAGUAUGGAGUUCAUGUGGUUUCAGGGACACCAGGCAGAGUCUGUGAUAUGAUCAAGAGAAGGACCUUACGCACAAGAGCCAUCAAGCUCUUAGUCCUCGAUGAAUCUGAUGAGAUGUUGAGCAGAGGUUUCAAGGACCAAAUAUAUGAUGUAUACCGAUAUCUUCCUCCAGAACUUCAGGUUGUUCUGAUUUCUGCAACACUUCCUCAUGAAAUAUUGGAGAUGACCAGCAAGUUUAUGACUGAUCCCAUUAGAAUACUUGUCAAGCGUGAUGAGUUGACAUUGGAGGGGAUCAAACAAUUCUUUGUUGCUGUCGAGAGAGAGGAAUGGAAGUUUGAUACAUUGUGUGAUCUAUAUGACACCCUCACAAUUACUCAAGCUGUUAUUUUCUGUAACACAAAAAGAAAGGUUGAUUGGUUGACUGAAAAAAUGCGCAGCAAUAACUUCACGGUAUCUUCUAUGCAUGGUGACAUGCCUCAGAAGGAGAGGGAUGCGAUCAUGGCAGAGUUCAGGUCAGGCGCAACCCGUGUGUUGAUUACAACAGAUGUAUGGGCUCGCGGGCUUGAUGUUCAGCAGGUUUCUCUAGUGAUAAAUUAUGAUCUUCCAAACAAUCGAGAACUUUACAUACAUCGGAUUGGUCGGUCGGGUCGUUUUGGUCGUAAGGGUGUGGCAAUAAACUUUGUGCGCAAGGAUGACAUCAGGAUAUUAAGAGAUAUUGAACAAUAUUAUAGUACUCAGAUCGAUGAAAUGCCAAUGAAUGUGGCAGAUCUUAUUUGAAAAACCAGAUGAUAAGAAGCUUACAUGCAAGGCAGGUACUGAAGGGAGACACCAGGGAGCUAUUUCUCUUUAGGGAUGUUCUUUUCCAUGUUCUGGUGAUGGUAAGGUUUGCCAUUUUUAUGUAAACCAAGACUUUCUGGUUGCUGGUGAUUGGGAGCAAGGAGAUCAUGACUGGCUUUGCUUUUGGAAGUUUGUCAAGAUGUCAAGAUGUGCGUGUUUGAUGGACAGCAUGUAUAAAUAUAGGCUGAUGACUUUUGCUUCUUUACUGACUCGAUUUGAGUGGAUGUUUAUAUUGCAGCGACAAUGAUGCGUUACUAUUAACCAUUAACAUUCCAGUCUUUGAUAUAUCAGGUGUCAAUAUUCCAGUCAUCCAUCUACUUACCGAUGUAACUCUUGGCAACUGAUA